Molecule: messenger RNA, 3465 nt
Organism: Exophiala bonariae
Lineage: Eukaryota; Fungi; Ascomycota; Eurotiomycetes; Chaetothyriales; Herpotrichiellaceae
Exons: 2
Coding region: 1-3465 (1154 amino acids)
Biological process (GO): rDNA heterochromatin formation; silent mating-type cassette heterochromatin formation; regulation of transcription by RNA polymerase II
Molecular function (GO): zinc ion binding; sequence-specific DNA binding
Source: RefSeq, a predicted model, not a curated record
AUGGCUACUUCUCCAGACGAGAGUGUUUCGAUCCGGACCAUCCGACUAAAGGUCCUCUACACCUUUGAUGUUGAACAGAAAGACAAUCACCUCGCUCGAUAUCCUCACCCACUUGAAGUUCAGACCGCCUUCAUUGACGAAACAAGUCAGAUUGGUGUUGUUGACCUUAGGUCCUGUCUGGAAGCUGUCAUCACCGCGAGCCCGGAGCUCACCACAAAUUCCGAUAAUGACUACACAGUCUACGCGUACGAUUACUCCGAGCCAGAUACUCCUCUUGUCGGACAGGGCAUGCUCUCCAAGACACUCGCCGUUCAUGCUCAAGGUCCUGGGAGCGAAAGUGAUGCUAUGGUGACUGGAAGGGUUACAAAGAAUCUCAUGGGUCUUUUUUCGAAAAAUGCGCAGGAAACACUCGAGGUUAAAUUGAGAUUUACCCCUGUGAAUACUUUUCCACAACGUUAUCGGUCUGGAAGUGUCAGCUCUCAAGAUGGCAGUCGACCUCAAUGGCAGAACGGCAUGUCCUCGCAGUUAUUGCCCCGGUCAGCUUCCCCAGUAGACACGUCUGGACUGGAGGCUAUGCAGAGGAUGCUCGCGGGAGAAAACAUGCAAGCAAUGGGGAACACAGGUCCAGGCAGUAGACCUGGAACACCAGUCACUAACCAGAACUUCAACCCGACCCUCAGACAACCUGGCAGCAGUCAUUCAAGGCCGGCUUCAAGGUCGGGCAUACGCCAAACAUCCCAUGCACGACGCGAAUCUUUUAAUUCUGGAUAUUACAGUGGUGACGAAAACGCCGACGAUGGUCCAGCCAGAAAAAGAGCAAAAACCUCAAAAGUGGAUUGGCCAAACAAGACAAAUCUCAACAUCGAGAGACAGCCAGACUCGCUUAGAGUAGCUGCCAGCACCGCCUCCAGUGUUCGACUACAUCGCCCGAUUGCCAUCAACCCUGCUGCUAUGGCUGCUAUGCAACAAGGGCAACCCAUAGAAGAGCCCGUGAGACCUCCCACGCCAGUGCCAGCAGCAAAGUCUGGCAGACCUCGUGGCCGACCACGGAAGAAUGCACCUAGCAAUCUGAAUCAAGGAUCUCAAAUCAGAGACUCUUCACCAAUGGUUGAUCCUGUUCCACAACCUCAACUUCUCAAUGUAUCUAUCACGUCCCCGGAAGAUUCUCGCCUAAGAAGCGUGUCUAGCACACCCGCCAAUAUUCCAUCUUCACCACCAGUUAUGCCUGAUCCUCAACAACCAGCGGUUACUAGCCCAGCCCUUCCUCCCAUGAUGAUGCCAAAUCACGACUCAGGUUUCAUGAGUGGUGCUCUGGAUGAUAUAUUUGGUGACGAUGGCAUGUUACAGUUUGAGGAUUUUAUGUUGGAAAAAAAUCAACAAACUAUUGACCAACCUCAGUCACAACAGAUCGCAGACACUUUACCUCCAGUAUUUGAGGAUGGCAAUGAUAUGAUGGACCCAAUAACCGAGUACCAAAAGCCGCAAAUGGAGCCACCACCACUCCCCUCUAAUCAACGAUCUUUGGCAAGGACGCAAUCAUACACACCUGCAUCACGUUCGUCUAUCUCUUCUCCUAAGUUGGCACCGGCACCAAUCCCACGGGCUCGUCAGAUUAUGGAAGAACAACAACGCACAAAAUCUUCGCUACACUCACAAGUUCCGAAGAGUGAUCCUGCUCCAAGAGCACUUCAGAGAGCUCAGACCUGGGCACCCGAUAGUGACGCUCUGAUGUCUGAAGCCCCUACGAUAGAGGAAGCCAGAGCAAAGGCAGCUUCUAAGAAGAAGGUGGGCAAGGAGCAGACAAAAGCUCGACUCGAGAACGCUAUUGCUAACGGAGAAAUGCCACCGUUUUGUGAUAACUGUGGCUCAAUUGAGACCCCAGCAUGGCGUCGCGGGUAUGCAAGAGUAUUUCACUGUCCUUGGGACGAAGUUGAAACAUCUUUGGACCCUGGCCAAUGUUGUUUCAAAGAAGUUCUGACUCAUAAUGCGGAUGGAAGCAUCAAGACAUUCAGAGGCUAUAAGGUCGAGAAGCUCUCAGGAGAUGACGAUGACAACUGGCUUGCCAUCACAUUGUGCAAUCCUUGUGGUUUAUGGCUUCAUAAACAAAAAUGCCCACGACCUCGAGAAAAGUGGCAAAAGAAAGAACCUCAAACAAAGGGCAAGCGAAGACGCAAUCCUAACCCAUCAAAGCCUUCCAAGAAAGCUAACGGGAAUACUAAUUUCAAGAGUGAUGCUCAGACUCCAGCUAGCGAUGAUUCUUCACCAGCAGAUACGGCGAAUGAAGCUGCAGAGGGGGACGAGAAUGAAAGCUCGAACAAUGACGAGUACAUGGCAGACGAGGGAGAACCGCAAUUGCCGCACAUGUCACAUACAUACCGAGCCAGUAGUGCCGAUCCUGGCCCACGGGGAUUGCAGGCUCGGACGAAACAACGACCCACAGAACGACUGAUUCAGUCUAGCCCUGGACAAGCGCAUGGCUCAGAAGCUGUUCCUAUAGAGAUUGGGCUCACUCCCAAACCGUUGCGAAGACAGUUGUUCCCAUCUCCAGAAAAGACACAAGUCUUAUCAGAUCCCGGCCCGGGCGUAUCCUCAGUCCAAGGAAAGCCGACCCACUUGCCAGCCUUUGUACGUAGGAGCCCGAGACUUAACAAGACACGGGAUUUCUUUGCGCAGCCUGGUGCGGCCAUGGAGGUUACUGUUGAUGGAAAAGAGAAUGCUGCUCCAGCUCCGCUGGUUGUGUAUGAGAGUAUCGAUCAUUUGUUUGAAGAAGGCCCAGGUGACUUGGAAUUACCUCCGAUGACACCCACUCCUAAACGACGAUCGGAAAGAUUACUACUCAAAACUCCUUCGCAAACACCAUCUCGCCAAUUCGGUGCAGAUCUCUCACCCAAUGCAGAUAUGCUACCAAUAUUUCGUACGCCAAAAAUGAAGUCCGGCGAUCAACAAGCGAUUUUGAAUGUGUUAUUGGGGACAACACGCAAGGAAGUGCAUCAGAUGACACCCUUCUCACGAUCCAUUCACGACGCCUUCACUAGUGAUGCUCCUGCGAAAUUGAACUUGGCAGGGGAUGGGCGGAUCCAUGGACAUACUGCAUCGAGAAAAAAUACACCCAACAAGGCAAUCAAUUUCGACUUUCCAGACCUACCGUCGCUAAAAAAUUCGUCACCGAUGUCGAAUGAUCAACUUCUGAAUUUUCAGGUCUCGGAAAUGACGACUGACCAAUUGAAUAGUGAGUUCAAUGAACCUUUUAUGGCGACCUCGACGAUGCCUAGUUCGCCACCCGGACUGUUCGCAUACUUUGACGUGGGAGGAGAUGAUCUAUCCACCAUGUGGGAUGAGAUGAUCGACACGAACGCAACAGACCAAGGUCAAACAUCAAUUUUUGGUGACGCGGCACAAGCUGUGACCCCCAAAGCCACAGAUGGUCAGCCGAGGAGAAGUCCUCGAAAACAGGGUGUUAGCUAG